Molecule: messenger RNA, 2560 nt
Organism: Schistocerca nitens (vagrant locust)
Lineage: Eukaryota; Metazoa; Arthropoda; Insecta; Orthoptera; Acrididae
Gene: Sply
Product: sphingosine-1-phosphate lyase
Exons: 10
Coding region: 298-1968 (556 amino acids)
Biological process (GO): sphingolipid catabolic process; carboxylic acid metabolic process
Cellular component (GO): endoplasmic reticulum
Molecular function (GO): pyridoxal phosphate binding; sphinganine-1-phosphate aldolase activity
Source: RefSeq, a predicted model, not a curated record
UGCGAUGAACUUGUACAUUAUUGCAGAAGCGCAAGUCAGGAACGGCGGUGGAAUUUUCCUAAAAUUAAUGAAAGUUCUAUCAAAUAUAUUGACUGCUCUUUCUGAAAUGAUUCACAUUUUUAUAUUUCAUCUUUGGUUUUCAGUUGGGUAAUGCAGGAAAAUGCAGUGUCACCGUGCCAUUAAAGUCGUUAAGUUUCGUAGAUCACCAGGGAUGUUUAACAUUUCAAUGCGUUAUCUUCCGUGACACCAGUCUUGCGGGCAGAACAGCUGACACGGUAGCUUUUACUUUGUGUCAGAAUGGAUCCGAUCGCUAAAGGAAAAUUAGCCGUCGAGACACUGAAAAGUUUUGUAAAUAAUAGUUUGUCCAAUAAAGAACCAUGGCAGAUAGUGACAAUGACCACUGGAGCAGUAUUGGCAACCGUUUGGUUUUUCGAUUUCAUCAACCAAGACGAAAGCGUUCCAUCCCGGUUAAAGAAGGCCGUGUUUCGAUUAGCAAGGAAGAUACCAGCAGUUGCCAGGAGAAUUGACAGUGAGAUGAGUAAUAUGAGAAAGACAUUCGAAGAUGAGGUCAGACAUCGCAAUGAGAAAAUUGACUACAUCACAAACUUGCCUGAGAGUGGAAAGAACCGCGAGGAAAUACUCAAACAAGUCAAAGCCUAUUUGGAACUAGGAGACUACGAUUGGAAAAAAGGAUAUGUUUCAGGAACAGUGUACUUUCAUAAUCCUGAACUUAUUGAAUUACUUACUGAAGUUUAUGGUCUUGCAUCCUAUACAAAUCCACUUCACCCUGAUGUUUUCCCCGGUGUCUGCAAAAUGGAAGCAGAGGUGGUUAGAAUAGCUGCAAAUCUCUUCCAUGGCUCCCCCUCUGCAUGUGGAACUAUGACUACAGGUGGAACUGAAUCUAUAUUGAUGGCAUGCAAAGCAUAUCGUGACUACGCAAAAUUUGAGAGGGGUAUCAAACAUCCAGAGAUUGUUUUGCCAAAAACAGCCCAUCCAGCAUUUGACAAGGCUGCAUUGUAUUUCGGCAUGAGAAUCAAACACGUUCCUGUUGAUCCUGUCACCACCAAAGUCAAUAUAAGGGCAAUGAAGAAUUCUAUCAGUAAAAAUACAUGCAUGCUAGUUGGAUCAGUGCCAAACUUCCCCUAUGGAACUAUGGAUGACAUUGAGGCUAUAGCAGAAUUAGGAAGGAGAUACAACAUACCUGUACAUGUAGAUGCCUGCUUAGGAGGUUUUGUCAUUGUGUUCAUGCAAAAAGCAGGCUACAAAUUACCACCAUUUGAUUUUUCUGUUCCUGGAGUUACAAGUAUAUCAGCAGAUACACACAAGUAUGGAUUUGCACCAAAGGGAUCAUCAGUUGUUUUAUAUUCUGAACCAAAGUACCGCCACCAUCAGUUCACUGUUACCACUGAUUGGCCAGGUGGUGUAUACGGGUCUCCGUGUGUAAGUGGCUCCAGGGCAGGAGGUAUUAUAGCAGCUUGCUGGGCUACAAUGAUGUACUUUGGCUUAGAUGGUUAUGUUGAGGCAACAAAAAAAAUUGUAUCCACAACAAAGAAGAUUGAGGAAGGAUUGCGUAAAAUGAAAGGGAUAUUUGUUUUUGGAACUGCUGACACAUCAGUGGUAGCAGUUGGCUCCAAUGUUUUUCAUAUUUAUAGACUGUCAGAUGCAAUUACUAAACGUGGUUGGAAUAUUAAUGCACUCCAGUUUCCGCCUGGAAUGCAUCUCUGUGUAACAUACAUGCAUACUGCUGAGGGAGUUGCUGAGAGAUUCCUGUCAGACAUUCAGGAAGAACUAGAAAAGAUCCUGAAAGAACCUGUUAAAGAAGUUGGGGGAAAGUUUGCAGUUUAUGGUAUGUCACAAAGUGUUCCUGAUCGUUCCAUUGUGGGAGAUUUCACACGAUGUUUCCUGGACUCUAUGUACUACACACCUAGUCAACCUAAUGGUACAGGAAAUUCAAAGAGUGUUGUAUAGGUUUGUGUCUUACUUUCCACAAGAGAUGAGAUUCCAACAGAAAAGAAAGAACAGAAAACUCAGUGACCUGAGGAUUUUAAUUUCGUGUUGUCUUCAUAUCUAGUGCUUGUUCAGUAUAUGUUAGCACCAAAGAAGUAUUAGUGUACCUACUAAAAUAUUGGAAAACAGUAUUCUAGGUGAGAAACAAUUUUGUAAUUGUGAUUCUUGAAUAAUUUCAAAGUAAAAUAAUAUGUUAAGGCUACAGCAUAGAAGAAAAUUUUGAGUGCCUUUUGACAGAAAUAAAUCCACAGCUGAACUAUAUUUUAAGAAUGUUACGUUGGUCUAUAUCUAUAUUUGUAACCAGUGUUAUUGUACAAUGGCUGUUUCUAUUCUCCUUCAAGUAUCUAUCCUUAAUAACAGAGAUAACUGUGUGCCAUACAAUCUAAUAUUCACAAUAUGUACCACAUUUAUUAUAUUUUAUUAUUCCUGUAUUAUAUAUUUUAUAUACUAUAUGAAUAUAUGUAAGUUUUUCUAUUUUACAUAAGUGUUUCCAUUCUGUGGUUGCCAGUUGUGUACAGCUGAAUUAUACUGAUAUAAAAAAAAGUUGAUAAAA